GCUAAUUAUAUACAUCCCCGCAUGGCGCAGCUCACGGACGGCAAGCCGACGGGGUCGAACCCGCUCUGGAAGUCGUGGGAUGCCAAGUCCACCAAAGCCGGUCCGCACCACUCGGUGUACUGGGUCAAGCACAGCGCGGCGCAUGCAAGCGAAGACAAGUACGGCAACCCGAGUGCGAACCCCAAGUCGCGCUACACGCUGGCGGCCAAAUACAACGGCGACUGGGCCAACGACAAGAAGGCCGGGUAUGGCACGCAGGUGUGCGCCAACGGCAACAAGUACGAAGGCGAGUGGGUCGACGGCAAGCGCCAUGGCAAAGGCACGUUCUGGGUCAAGCGGCACGCGACGCUGCGCAAGCAGUAUACGGGCGACUGGGCCGAAGACGAGCGCCACGGCCUUGGCGUCUACUACUACGAAGAUGGCGGCAAGUACGAAGGCUUCUGGACGCGCGGCCAGCGCGAUGGCAAAGGGCGUAUGACGUACGCGGACGGCGCGGUCUACGAAGGCAAGUGGGCCAAGAACGAGCGCAGCGGCAUGGGCACCCUCCACUUGCCCAACGGCAACCACUACGAAGGGUACUGGAUGCAUGACAUGAAGGAAGGCCCGGGCCGGUUCUUUUACAAGAACACCCACAAGAUCUACGAGGCCGAGUGGCAGGCCGACACGGCCAAGUGCGGGACGUAUCAUGACAUGGACAGCGACGCGGUCGCCCCCGAGCACUUUGAGCUGCCCGAGCUCGAGCUCGCGUCGCCCGAGUCGGUGCUCAACGACACGAUCACCGCGCUCCGGGCGCAGCGCCUCCACGACGAAGCGACGCCGUCCGAGGCCGUCUUUGCGCUACCCGUCGACGUCCAAGCCCGCAUCCAAGAGGCGUUCCAUGCGAUCGACCGCGCCCAUAAAGGCACGAUCCGAUGCGUGGACUUGGUCCGGCUCCUCCAGCAGAUCGAGUGGGAUGGUCUGCACAACGCCCAAGCCGACGUCAGCAGCAAGGUCGAGGGGCUACUUCACGAGCUCGGUGUGUCGUACGACACAGAGAUCACGUUUCCCGAGUGCAUCGACAUCCUUGCGGUCCUCCUCGAGCCCGAAGACAACCGGACGGCUGUGUCGUAGGAUGUAGUACGCUGCUGCUGAUGAGGAUGAAGAGGAUGAGGAUGGAAUGGA
Saprolegnia parasitica CBS 223.65 is the source of this 1161-nucleotide messenger RNA. RefSeq lists its product as hypothetical. Gene Ontology annotation, molecular function: calcium ion binding. NCBI's taxonomy places the organism in Eukaryota, Oomycota, Saprolegniomycetes, Saprolegniales, Saprolegniaceae. The record is from RefSeq and is a predicted model, not a curated record. The transcript has 6 exons. Bases 22 to 1110 code for a protein of 362 amino acids.